AAACCCAAAAUUUGUAUUCACGCUCGUUUUCCUAAAUGGUGGAAAGAUUGUGAAGUGUGUGGUGCUGAUACUGUGAUAGGCAUGAGUUUCAUUGAAUAUAGGGAUUUAGUGAAAAAUGGUGAUACUGUUUUAAUUUAUUUAAGUAUAUCCAAUAUUUAUGCUUUAAAAAUUACAUCAGGUAAAGUAUUCCAAACAAAAUAUGGAGCUCUCAAACAUGACAGUAUCAUCGGAAAACGCUACGGCAAUGUUGUACAGUGUUCCAGAGGUUGGGCUUACGUACUUUUCCUGACCCCAGAAUUGUGGACUCUUACGUUACCCCAUAGAACGCAGAUUCUUUAUACACCUGACAUUAGUCUUGUGAUAUUGCAGUUAGAUUUAAAGCCUGGGAAAGUUGUUUGCGAAGCAGGUACUGGCAGUGGUUCAUUGUCCCAUGCUCUGGCCAGGACUAUUGCUCCAACUGGUCAACUGUACACAUUUGAUUUUCAUGAGCAGAGGGUGAGCUUAGCUAGAGAGGAAUUCCAAGAACAUGGACUUGGUGACAUUGUAACAGUCCAACAGCGAGAUGUUUGUGCUGAAGGUUUUGGUCUGGAAGACAUUGCUGAUGCUAUGUUUCUUGAUCUUCCACAUCCUUGGGAAGCAAUUCCUUUAAUGAAUGUUUCAUUCAGAUGUUCAGGUGGGCGUCUGUGUUCCUUCUCACCUUGUAUAGAACAGGUACAGAAGACUUGUGAAGCACUGCACACAGGAGGAUUUACUGAUAUUACAACAUUAGAAUGUUUGCUACGUCCAUUUGAAGUAAAAGAAGUUUCUCUCCCACAUCUUCACUUAUCAGAAGAGACACUCAAUAAAACAAGGAAGAUUAGUUUAGAGUCCCAAGAUGGCACCACAGACGUGAAAAAGGAAGAGACAGGAAAAAUUAAUACAAAUUCAUUAGAUGACACCACUGGUGAUGCAGUUUCUUUCUCAAAAUCAAACUCUAAACGAAGUCGGAUUGAGAAAUCAAUGGAAAACGUUUGUGAAGCAGAAUGGGCUGCUGUGCCGAGCUUGCAAAUACCAGGACAUACUGGUUAUUUGACUUUCGCUACUUUUACACAUAGUUAACACUUUCAUGUAAGACUUCACUCCUUUGUGAAAAAAAAAAUGUUUAAUAAAGAUUAUUUAUUGAAA
This is a messenger RNA of Limulus polyphemus (Atlantic horseshoe crab), 1164 nucleotides long. It is a transcript of the gene Trmt61, whose product is annotated as tRNA (adenine(58)-N(1))-methyltransferase catalytic subunit TRMT61A-like. Gene Ontology annotation, cellular component: nucleus; tRNA (m1A) methyltransferase complex. Gene Ontology annotation, biological process: tRNA methylation. NCBI's taxonomy places the organism in Eukaryota, Metazoa, Arthropoda, Merostomata, Xiphosura, Limulidae. The transcript has 4 exons. The record is from RefSeq and is a predicted model, not a curated record. Bases 82 to 1098 code for a protein of 338 amino acids.